Molecule: messenger RNA, 1500 nt
Organism: Juglans regia (Persian walnut)
Lineage: Eukaryota; Viridiplantae; Streptophyta; Magnoliopsida; Fagales; Juglandaceae
Product: 12-oxophytodienoate reductase 3
Exons: 5
Coding region: 81-1274 (397 amino acids)
Biological process (GO): jasmonic acid biosynthetic process; oxylipin biosynthetic process
Cellular component (GO): peroxisome
Molecular function (GO): oxidoreductase activity; FMN binding
Source: RefSeq, a predicted model, not a curated record
AAUUCACUUCCUCUCCUCCCAUCCUCACUUACAUUAUUUAUACACAGCAUUAUUGAAUUUGAACAGUAUUGUCUGCACUGAUGGCGGAAAAUUCAGCAUCACAAGAUAGCAGCCUCUUCUCUCCUUACAGGAUGGGCAAGUUCUCCCUCUCUCACAGGGUGGUGCUUGCGCCCAUGACGAGGUGCAGAGCGUUGAAUGGAAUUCCACGGCCAGCACUUGCGGAGUACUACGCCCAAAGAACAACCAACGGCGGCUUUCUCAUCACCGAAGGCACUCUGGUCUCCAACACAGCCGCCGGAUUCCCUCAUGUUCCUGGGAUAUAUUCCGAAGAACAGGUGGAGGCAUGGAAGAAGGUGGUGGAUGCAGUUCAUAAAAAAGGUGGCAUCAUUUUCUGCCAGUUGUGGCAUGUUGGCCGUGCAUCUCAUCCAGUUUAUCAACCUGGGGGGGCUCCUCCAAUUUCAUCAACGAGCAAGCCCAUAUCAAGUAGGUGGAGAAUUCUCAAGCCAGAUGGAUCCUACAGCACAUACCCGGAGCCAAGAGCCCUGGAAGCAUAUGAAAUACAGGAUGUGGUGGAACAUUAUCGCAAGGCAGCCUUGAAUGCCAUUCGUGCAGGUUUUGAUGGAAUUGAGAUUCAUGGGGCGCAUGGGUACCUCAUUGACCAAUUUUUGAAGAAUGGUAUCAACGAUCGUACUGACGAGUAUGGCGGAUCAAUUGCAAAUAGGUGUAAAUUCUUAAUGCAGGUGGUUCAAGCAGUAGUAGGAGCCAUUGGUGCAGAACGAGUUGCUGUUAGAAUUUCUCCAGCAAUUGAUCACCUUGAUGCCACAGACUCUGACCCACUUGGCCUAGGCUUGGAAGUGAUCGGUAGACUCAACAAGCUCCAAGUAGACCUGGGCUCAAGACUCACUUAUCUCCAUGUGACUCAGCCUCGAUACACUGCUUAUGGCCAAGCAGAAUCAGGCAGACCAGGCAGUGAAGAAGAGGAAGCUCAGUUGAUGAGGGCCUUUAGAAAAGCUUAUCGGGGAACAUUUAUCUGUAGUGGUGGCUUUACUCGGGAGCUAGGAAUGGAAGCUGUAGCGCAAGAUGAUGCUGAUUUGGUAUCCUAUGGUCGCCUUUUUAUCUCGAACCCAGACUUGGUCUUGAAGUUUAAGAUCAAUGCGCCCCUAACAAAGUAUAAUAGAAAAACUUUCUACACCCAGGAUCCUGUUGUUGGGUACACAGAUUACCCAUUUCUGAACGGGGAAAGUGCUAGCCAAGAGCCAUUGUCCCGCCUCUGAUGGGUAUAUUUAUCUGGCUAAUAAUAGUCUGUAUGGUCUUUUGCAUAUCUAGAUUUGGAACUUCCACUUGAUAUUGUUUUUGAGAGAAAAUAGACAUGGGUGUUAAUUUCAGAUAUGCAUGUAUAAUGCAAAGUCAUAGACAUGACUGUGUCCUUGUGUGGUUUAAUAUACUUCUCACCUUAAUUUAUGUGGGAACUUGAAACAAAGGAAUGGCAACUUUUAUUAA